Messenger RNA from Pangasianodon hypophthalmus (striped catfish), 2313 nucleotides. RefSeq names its product endonuclease G (gene endog). Gene Ontology annotation, biological process: apoptotic DNA fragmentation. The record is from RefSeq and is a predicted model, not a curated record. Bases 217 to 1140 code for a protein of 307 amino acids. Gene Ontology annotation, cellular component: mitochondrial inner membrane; nucleus. Lineage: Eukaryota; Metazoa; Chordata; Actinopteri; Siluriformes; Pangasiidae. The transcript is spliced from 3 exons. Gene Ontology annotation, molecular function: RNA endonuclease activity; single-stranded DNA endonuclease activity; metal ion binding.
CCUGCGACCAAACUCGAAGAGGUUAACCGGCUUAAUGUAUCUGCUGUUGGACGCACGUUGAAUUUAAGCGAAGAGAUAGCGAACUGGUUAAAAUGAGUUUAUAGAUAAGAUUAAAACAGUAAUAAUAAUAAUAAUAAUAAUAAUAAUAAUAAUAAUAAUAACAACUCUUAAGGCACUUUAUUGUAGUAAACAGGCUGCAGGUUGUAAAGGUGAACGAUGCAGCGCCUGUUUUGUUCGCGGUGGGUCAUUUCCGGAGUGUCCUUGGCAGUCGGCGCCGGUGUCGGUGUCGGUGUCGCUCUGAGCAGCGCUUCAAACCGCCUUCGCCCUGAAGAUGGCCUCCUCCAGAGAAUCCCCGUCAUCCCGAUGCCAAGCGUGAACGCAGCGUCUGAAAUAAUCCCGUAUCAGCAUGGUCAGUUAACCCCGAGCAAGUCCACGGCGGCGGUUAAAUACGGCUUCCCGUCUCUGUCGCACAUCAGAUCGCGGGAGUCUUAUGUCACCUGUUACGAUCCGCGGAGCAGGACGCCGGCCUGGGUGAUCGAGCAGCUCAGCGCGGACACUCUGAGCGGAACAUCCGACCGGAAGCUGUGCGACUUUAAGGAGGAUGAUUCGGUGCAUGUGUACCACCGAGCGACGAACAGCGACUACAAGGGGAGUGGCUUUGACAGGGGACAUCUGGCCGCCGCUGCGAAUCAUAAAUGGAGCCAGAAGGCCAUGGAUGACACUUUCUACCUCAGCAACGUGGCACCGCAGAAUCCUCACCUAAACCAGAAUGCGUGGAACAAUUUGGAGAAGUACUGCCGCUCUCUCACUAAACACUACGAGAACGUGUACGUGUGCUCAGGGCCGCUUUAUCUGCCCAGGCAGGAGCCUGAUGGGAAGAUGUAUGUAAAGUAUCAGGUGAUCGGGAAGAACCAUGUGGCAGUUCCCACGCAUUUCUUUAAGGUUGUGAUUCUGGAGAAGAAGCGUGGCGAGGUGGAACUGCGAUCCUACGUGAUGCCCAACACACCCGUCGAUGAGAAGAUCCCACUCGAGCGCUUCCUGGUGCCCAUUGACAGCAUCGAGAGAGCAUCAGGUCUGCUGUUCGUCCCCAACAUCCUAAAGAGGACCAGCAGCCUGCAGGCCAUUACUGCCAGGGUGUGAUCAUCUCUCCACACACACACACACACACACACACACACACACACAACACACAACGCUGAAUGUAUGGUCUGAAAGAAAUAUAAGGUACAUUUACUUGAACAAUUGAGAAUUAUGAAUAUUCAUUGUUUAAGAUUUAAGUUCAGGGAAAAAAAUCCUGUUGCUACAAAAUUCGUGAUUAGUCACUGAUAGCUACUGAAAAAAGCUUAAGCUACUGUACGAGAUUUUUAAGCAUAAACAUCAAAGAUUAAUAUAUUUUAUUCUAAAAUUGUCAAUUGUCAAUUGUAUUGAAUGUUCUAAUAAAAUUUUUUUUAACAACUUGUGUAUGUUAGUUCUCUAACAGUUUUAAACUUAACUGCACUGAGACUUUGUUGUUUUUUUUUUUUUUUUUUUAUUAAUUGUUUCUACAGCACUAGUCUGAAUCUGUAUUUUUGUGUAGUGUAUCUUAAUCCUGUUUCAGACUCAGGGGUUAUUAUACAUUUUAAGGUACAGUUAAGCUGAAGAGCAGAAGUACCAUGGAUACAUGACACGAUUUAAAGAAAAAAAUUUUAUACCCUUCUGCAAAAAUUAAUAUCUUAGCAAGUAAAAACAUGAAUAUAGGCAACUAAUAGUUCUCUUUAUUUGACAAGUAUAAAUAUGUUAUGAAUAUAAAUAUAAGAUUAUGAAGCCUAUUUCUAGACAUUUGAACUCAUUUCAAAUUUGAAGUGUUUAUUUCUGGAAAGAAACAAAAUUAUCUGCCAAUAGAGUAAGAGAUUUUUAAGCUUGUAAUUGGUAAAUAAGUCUAUAAAUGGGUUUAAUUUCUUAUAUUUAUGUCAUGAUAAUCUCAUGAUGAGAAAUAUUAGAGAACCUAUCUUUCGUUCAAGUUACCUUCACUUGCGCAGAUAUUAUUUUUGUAGUGAAUGCUUCAUACCCAAGGAGUGGUGAAACAAGCUCCAUUAACCAGUCAUAACUGAAAGGACAUUUUUUGUGUUAUUACCUUGUAUAAAAUGAUUAUCUUUUCUUUCAGAAUUAAAUAAGCAGCGUUUUAACAGAUUGAAGAAAAACUUGAUUGAAGCAUUGUGCCUGAGCUUUUGGACAGUUUUACUGACCAGUUUAUGAAAAUGCUGAUAAUGAUGAUGGAAUAAAGUUUCAUGCUGCUUUAUAGAGAAAAAUAAAAAAAAUUGUAAGUAAAAAAAA